GGCCCAAUUGGCCCACAUCCACUUCUCUCUAUCUCCCCCUCAACAGAACCAUUUUUUCAUUUCCAUUUUCAUUUUCAUUUCACCCACAAGCACCACCACCACCACCUCUUUCUUUUUCUUCUUCGUCAACCCCUAAUCUCUCUUAUUCUAUAUCUGCUAGCCAUGGCGGACAAGGGUCGUCCCUUGCCAAAGUUUGGUGAAUGGGAUGUUAAUGACCCAGCAUCUGCUGAGGGAUUCACAGUUAUCUUUAACAAGGCUAGGAAUGAGAAAAAGACAGGUGGAAAGCCUGAUUCGCCAGCAAAGGACAACUCUGGAUACAAGCCUGGCACUACUACUCUCGGGAAGCCUCAGUCUGGAGGAAAUGGAGAAAGAAGGAAAACUGUUCCAUGCUUGCCUGCACUUCUGCAUUGAAUUUUUGCCCCUAAUCUUAAACGUCAUUAGAAAAAGUGGUUUUGUUGCAUACAAUCUGCUCCUGCAGAAUAAUGAGGUGGCUCUUGUCCAGUAAGAGCGCUCACGGGAGAGUAUCGUUUAUCUACAGCUGGCCCUAGCUUAUAAUCCAGAAGACUGGAAUUGUAUUCAGAGGCUAUGAUGGGUCCUGCUGGAAUCUAUUUAGCUUUGUGAUCAUGUGGGCUUGGGGAAGAAUGUGAUGAAAGAACAUUAUGGUUUACUAUAUAUAUAUACUGGUGGGUUAUUAUUGAGCUUUCUAGUUAUUUUCUAGUUAUGACAUUUUUUCUUCUAUUUAUUUUCUUUUCUAGAGUGAUGUGAUUUUCUUGUGUAUUUGUUUGCUUAUACAUAAUGAAGCUCUCCUCUUUUCUUA
Molecule: messenger RNA, 817 nt
Organism: Ricinus communis (castor bean)
Lineage: Eukaryota; Viridiplantae; Streptophyta; Magnoliopsida; Malpighiales; Euphorbiaceae
Product: protein NOI4
Exons: 4
Coding region: 163-411 (82 amino acids)
Source: RefSeq, a predicted model, not a curated record